CUAGUCUGCCGGAAAAUCACACAAAGACGUGACCAAGAACAAUUUCCAAGUUAGCGUUUUUAUUGUUGUUAUUUAAACCUUUAUUAACACUAUUGAACUCAAAAUAUGACUAAUUGAACUGCAUAGCAUCACAUAUUUACCCCACGUAGUGUUUAAUUCGCGUUGGAGACAGGACUUGGUUGAUACAUGGUAUCUUGGUAACGCUAGCUGCUAACGUUAGCUAACAAUGGCUAACUGUAUGGUUUUUCACACUCAAAUAGCCUCCAUCAUGGAGGUGCUAGCGAAUGCAGCUGUGGCAGAGAUUUGUAAACUCGUAGACGACGACUAUGCAGUGUUUCGUUUGGAAAUAACUCAAAGCCAGAAAGAAAACAGGGCAUUGCGGAGGAAACUACUGGAACUGAAGGUGGCACGGGAGCGCGCAGAGAGGACAAUGCGAGAGCGCGUCCUCGCCAGUCGUCCCAGUAGUGUCAGAUACAGAGCACUGGCAAGAGGUGAAGGCCACAGGAGUUUUGUGAAGCCAGCGGGACACAAUACAUGGAGAGAUGACCAACCAAUCACUGUUGAUGAGGGGAGUGGAACCUCAACCCAGCAUGUUAUUGUGAUAGAGUCUGCAGAGGCUUCAGUUCCAGGGAUCAAGCAGGAGAGGUCUGAAGGAGAGGAGGAGCCACGGCACAGCAGAAACAUCCAGACUGGAGCGCCCCCUAUAGCCACAGAGAACCCCACCACCACUCCAGCGCAGCCCAGGACCCGAUGCAGCAUCACGGAGGAGGGGGAGGGUCCAGAGGUGCUGCUGGUGAAGGAGGAGGGGUGUGAGGAGGGUCUGGGGAACCCUGAGGGGACCAUGAUCAUGGAGGUCAACCCGACUACACCUCCUCCUGAACGCACAGAGGAACCAGCUGAGCAGCACAGGACCACACACAGUCUCACUGAGCCAGUAGACAUGGAGGAUGGGAAGCCUGAUCUGCUGCUGGUCAAAGAGGAGACAAUAGAAGACGAACCAGAGAGCAUUGACCUGCUGAGUGGACUAAAGAUGGGGGAGCAAGGUAGUUGGCUGGAGACUGAUAGUGGAGACUGGGCAGCCAUCUUGGAUUACCAGACGGGUGCAGCCAAGGGCCCAGGGGACGACAUCACAGAGCAGGCCAGGACCAAAGGCGACAUAGUUGAGUCUGCAGUCCAUGAGGACCUGCUGAUAUCUGGUGUUGCUGGCUGGAAAUACUGGACAUCUGAGGUGGCUGGUCACAAACCCUGGCCCCGAAUCAGAACCCUGGAUCAGGAGCCAUCGCUCUUCCUUCCCGGGUCGGAGCCAGGACCCAACCUAGAGGGGCAGAGACUCCACCACCACACAGAACACAACCAGUGGACAGAGGGACAGAACAACCUCAGUCCUGGUGGUCAUCAGAGAGACAGAGGCUCCAGUCAGGGAUCCAGUCUGCAGCCCAGACCCUUCUCUUCACAGUCUCAGUGCAGGGAUGAAGCAGGACCUGGGGCUGAUAGAGAUAGACCCUCCUGUUCCUAUGAUACAAACACCACAGUAUCCAUGAUGAACAGAGCAGGUCACCCUGGGCUUCAGCCUUCACAGAGAGUGAUGGGAGACCCCCCUGGUGGUAGUCUAACAGGAAGUUUGUCUUCUCCCUCAGGUUCUCGUCUAAUGCCUUGUGACUGGGUUCAUAGAAGGCCUGGGACUGGACCUGGGUCUAGCCUUCCUCAGUUACCUCAGGGUUACCCCACCAAUACAGACAAGGUCAGGAUGGGUGUUCACCACAAGAGGUACCUAGCCUAUAACACAGCACACAAUCCCAACAACACCCAAAUAAUGGCUAAAGGUCAAGGAGGGAGCGCAAAGACUAACCACCUGAGGGCGGUGGCUCCUGCUUCUACCUCCUCUGGUGUCAUUGAGUCACAACGUAAGAGGCCAAGCAAUAGGUCAGACGCCGACAAGCUGUUCUCCUGCUCCACGUGUGGGAAGCGCUUCGCUGAGGCGAGCUAUGUGAAGGAGCACCAGACCGUUCACACCAAGGAGAGGCCCUUCAAGUGCAAACUAUGUUACAAGAGCUUCUCCUUCCGGAGUAGCCUUAUCAGACAUAGGAGUGUCCACAAUGGGGAGAAAUCAUAGCAGUGUGUCUUCAGAUGUACGCAUUGGAUGUCUGGAAACCAUUCUUUAGCUGACAUAUUAUCGUUAUCAUGUGAAGUGUCCUGGAGUAAGAGCAGUGGUGUUCUGGAGGGUGUACACAAGUGGCCGUAUACCCACUUAUUUUUCAGUGGGCAAUGAGUAUAGUCGCUUCUUAAUCCCCACGAUGUGUCAAUAAAGCUGAUGGAGCAGAUCUAGAAUGUUUAUCUUACAAUGUUGAUCAUUUAUUAUUUAUUCACAUCUUUGCAAUGUGCACACGGUGGUAGGCCUACGGGCAAAUGAUCCAAAAUGCAAUUUGUGGGAGAAAAGAACUUGGCUACUUCAAAAUGGAGAUUGACUCAGUGGCGCUGCCACAAACGCCAUAAUGGCACGGAUACAAUGAUGAGGCCUCUUUCCAUCUCUUAAGUUUUGGCCUGACUGUGAAAGGCCAAUAUGGAUUCUAUCAUUUUAGGUCAUUCAGAGUGUAUGUCACUGUUUCAUAUUAAAACAAUUACACACGGCGCCUUUGCAUUCGGGAUUUUUUUUUUUC
Oncorhynchus masou masou (cherry salmon) is the source of this 2657-nucleotide messenger RNA. RefSeq lists its product as uncharacterized. Gene Ontology annotation, biological process: regulation of transcription by RNA polymerase II. Gene Ontology annotation, cellular component: chromatin; PcG protein complex; transcription regulator complex. The transcript has 7 exons. The record is from RefSeq and is a predicted model, not a curated record. Bases 227 to 2113 code for a protein of 628 amino acids. NCBI's taxonomy places the organism in Eukaryota, Metazoa, Chordata, Actinopteri, Salmoniformes, Salmonidae. Gene Ontology annotation, molecular function: RNA polymerase II cis-regulatory region sequence-specific DNA binding; DNA-binding transcription factor activity, RNA polymerase II-specific.